This is a messenger RNA of Durusdinium trenchii, 1765 nucleotides long. The record is from the annotation of a GenBank genome assembly. Lineage: Eukaryota; Dinophyceae; Suessiales; Symbiodiniaceae.
CAAAUCCCAAGAACCACCUUUCUGUCGCUCUGUGCAAGUGCCAUGGCAGCAGAUGAAAAGCCAGUUGAAGCAGUUACAAGAUGGCGGCAGCCGUUGGAAGCAGUGAUGAGACGCAUCCUCAAGGACUAUCAAGGUACAGAACCACAAGUUCGAGAUGGGAUGGAGUCUGGCAUGCGGCGUUUGUUUGAAAAGCCCUAUGACGCUGAAAUCAUGGCGAUGAUGGGGUGGAAGCCUUUGUCUUUGGAAGAUGCGCAGCGAAUCAUUUUCUUUCCCCGUAUGUCUGACAUGGAGGUGUAUGUUAAAGCCUUCCAGCUGGAGACCCCGGAAGCGACCAAAAGGAAGGAGCAGCUGAUGAAAUUCAAGCUGCUAUCAGUCUUCUACACAUUGCACAGACAUGACGGUGGCUUGGCUGAACGCUUCAUGCACUUUGGAGGUCUUCUGUCUUUGGUCAGCCUUUUGGGAGAGGAGAAUCACGUCAUCCAGUCCCAAGCCAUCGAGCUUUUGACUGACUUCCUGGAGCCUCAAAUGGCCAUGCAGCCCGCAAGCUCUGGUCGUCAGGCGCACUUGCAGCACCACGUUUUUCUGUGUCUGAGCUCCGGACCGCUUUGGCGGAAUUGUGCGCAGAUCCUCGCAGAGCCUGGCGAGGUCUUUCCCCGCAGCUUUGACAGCAGCAUUCGCCUGCUGGCGGCAGCCAUUGGCUGGCUACGGCCACAAAAUGGCCAGUCAGUGCCGGAGGCCACCGUGCCUCCAGAAGUCCAUGAGGCCUUUCAGGCCUUGCAGCGCUGUGCCGAUGGCGCACGCUUGGGGCCAGAGAUGCGGCAAGUGGCUGGAGAGCUUCUGGAGGAGCUGGCCAAUGUGCCAACCAUUCGUUCCGACCCGCUGUCCGGUGACGCCUUGAAGAAGUGCCAAAAUAGCCUCUUCGAUCCCACCAUGCAGCGCAGAGAGGAUGAGGCACAUGCCUGGCAAACCUUGAAGCUGCUGGGGAGUGAAGCUGUGAAAGCACAACUUUGGUGGCCUGCAGAGGCAAUCUACCGUUUGGCAUUAGAGGAGGGCGGACAAGUGCUUCCAGACGCUGAAGCAUCUGUCUUGAACUCCAAUCGGGCUUUGGUCCUCAUCAAGGCGGGGCACUUCGCGGAGGCCGCUGAGGCUGCACAGGCCGCGCUGGUGCUCAAUGAGCUCAACGCCAAAGCGGCCUUCCGGCGCGCACAGGCGCUUGUGGAGUUAAGCUCUCCGGAGGCCUUUGCUGCUGCCAAAAGGGCGCAGGAGUUGGAGCCCAAGGACAAGAUGGUGCUAGAACUGCUUCAAAAGGCGGAAGCCUUGCCUGGAGUGAAUGAUCUCAACGGCAUGGAUUGACCGACCGAGGUCUUGUCCUCGCUUGGGCGUUUUGAGUAGCUUCCCAUGACUCCGUCAUGACUCCGUCUACAGCUCAAGAAAGCUGUGGAGCUGCCCUUCAUGCCUUUCCGAAAAGCUUCGACCAACAAAGAUUGGGCGGACAAAGUGACAGAGAAAUAAUAAAUAGCUCCCUCUCUCGUCACAGGCUCAGGGAUGCUGAUUCUAUGAAAGCAAUGGGGGCCAACACCUGAAGAAGUGCAGUUAGAGCUGUUUGAUUCCAGCAUAUCUUGUAGCCAGGUGGUGUCCCAAGUAUGUGCAAUCAGCCAACCUCGGCCUGCAGAAAGACCGGAUACCAAAAAGCAAUCGUGCAACAUUCUUCAUGGAAACUCUGGACCAGAGCUGUGCCAUUGCCCCCCCCCCAGCACCAUUCGUU